This is a messenger RNA of Salvelinus fontinalis (brook trout), 737 nucleotides long. RefSeq names its product prefoldin subunit 6 (gene pfdn6). The record is from RefSeq and is a predicted model, not a curated record. Gene Ontology annotation, molecular function: protein-folding chaperone binding. The transcript has 4 exons. NCBI's taxonomy places the organism in Eukaryota, Metazoa, Chordata, Actinopteri, Salmoniformes, Salmonidae. The coding region runs from base 148 to 528 and encodes 126 amino acids. Gene Ontology annotation, cellular component: cytoplasm; prefoldin complex. Gene Ontology annotation, biological process: chaperone-mediated protein complex assembly; protein folding.
UUGGAUGCCAAUCGCCGCUAAAUCUCAUCGAAGAAGAAGGGUUGUUCUCGAGCUAGCCACGCACGAUAUUCUGUUGCUGGUAGAUAUAGGGAGCUGAUUUUGUUUCAGUUUAUAAUAAACAAAGCCUUGAUAAGAAACACCGUAGACAUGGCAGAGGCGAUUCAGAAGAAAUUACAAUCUGAGCUAGAAAAAUACCAGCAGAUGCAAAAAGAUGUUAGUAAGAGCAUGUCAGCCAGGCAGAAACUGGAGGCUCAGGUGACAGAGAAUAAUAUAGUCAAAGAGGAGUUGGACUUGUUGGACACCCAGAACACAGUUUAUAAGCUUAUAGGUCCAGUUCUGGUGAAGCAAGACUUGGAGGAAGCCAAAGCCACAGUGGCAAAGAGGCUAGAAUACAUAAAUGGGGAGAUUCAAAGAUAUGAGACUCUACUAAAGGACAUGGAGAAGAAGUCUGAUCAGCACCGUGAGGUCCUGUCUAGUCUGCAGCAAGAGUACCAGAGGGCUCAGGGCCUGGCUGUGGGCAAGGUCUGACCAACAGAUGGCAUGGACGCACACGCACACACAUACAGGGAGAAAGAAAAGCACUGAAUCCAGCCGCAGAGCUUUGCUACUCACCCAACAAUGUCGCCAUAAAUCCAAUGACUUAUUGUCCUUUGUACUUAUUGUAUGCAGCUGCUUGUUAGUGUGACUUCUGUUGCUGUUAUUAGAAUAAAUACAUUGUUUUUCUUUUUGUGAUCAAA